Sycon ciliatum is the source of this 6206-nucleotide messenger RNA. RefSeq lists its product as uncharacterized. The record is from RefSeq and is a predicted model, not a curated record. Gene Ontology annotation, biological process: protein localization to ciliary inversin compartment. Gene Ontology annotation, molecular function: protein binding; calcium ion binding. Lineage: Eukaryota; Metazoa; Porifera; Calcarea; Leucosolenida; Sycettidae. Gene Ontology annotation, cellular component: ciliary inversin compartment.
GACGUGUCGUGAUUUCCCGGUUUGCUUGCGUGAAAAGAGGCGCAAUGCCCUUCUUGCCUUUGAAUCGAUCUGCCGAGCAAAUUAUGCGAAUAAAUACCCAAAAUUGCUUGUCCUUCUGACGCUUCAUUGCCUUUUUCGUUCCUUGUUCCAAUGCCAGGCAGGAAGCCGGUAAUUCGAAGCAGGCAAUAUUAAUUGUUAUCCUGUACCGGUCGUGUCUUCGAAGCUAUUCCUUGCAUGCACUUCUUGACACGCCGUUGCGUCCUGUGCUAGCCGUGCGCUGUUUGGGACAAGCCAUCUUCACGAAGCAUCGAAUUAUGGCUGUGUGACGUCCUUACCCGGCAGCAGCAGCAUCAGCGGUGUCUCGCUCGUUGCGUGUGGUGCCCACCUGGCCAGGAAGGAGAAGAGAGACAGGAGAUCAGUAGCCCACUGAGCCUGCCGUUCAGGAAACUAGACCGAAGACCAUUCAAUGCUGUGUCCGAGCGGACAAGCGUGCAGCAACGGAGAAGCCUCGGACGACAGCAAACAAACGCUGCAGCACUAUCAAAAGAAACCCUGUAACCCGUAGAAGUGCCGGGGUUCGUUGCAAGUAAGACUACUGCCUGCUUGGCCCGUGAGGAUCUAGCCUUUCGGAAAGUUUCCUCUGGCACCCAGGCCGGACUGUGUGCUCUGUGUUCGUGAAUUGGCGGAUCUCCGAUGCCGCUUGGCCUUAGCCCGCCGUGAUUAGUAGUAGCUAAGACGCAGCGUAGAGCAGUUGCGACAGGGGAAAGAUGGCGGACGCGAAAGCGAGAUGGUCUGGCAAUCGGCAAAGUGGCAAGGGCGACGCACUGGUGUGGGAGGCACGGCGCCGUUUUCGUGAGAGCAAACGACGGACGAGUGGGACGGCCAUCGCCACGGCUGACUCCGCAUGGAUGGGGGCGGUAGAGGAUGACUCGUCCGUGGUGUGCCUUCUUGAAGGUACCUUGGUCAAACAACCUAGAGGUCGCUCCAACAGUUACUUCAAGGGCGCCGCCAAGAGUCGUUAUUUCAAGCUCUUUCAGGAUCGCCUGCGCUACUAUGAACAAACAGGACGAGAAGGGUAGCAUUGAAUGAAGAAUGUAUCUGUCGUGGAGGUGCUGAAUGAUGACCUGUUUGGCAAGCAUAGUUUUCAGGUCAUCACAACCUGCGAGGACAAGAAGGGCGGGUCCUUGUAUCUUACAGCUCCUAGCGACAAGGAGAGGGACGCGUGGAUGUUGGAAAUCCGGCUAUUGUGUUAUGUCAAGGAUAACAUCAUGCAGUCGCACUAUCACCCAGAUCUACUGCACGGUAGUGACUGGCAUUGCUGCAAGAAUUCCGCCAAGAUUGUCGGCUGCCAGCUGUCAUACGACUAUCCGUCACUUUCCUAUAAAAAGGAUCUUGCAGAGACAAAGGUGGAACCACUGAAGACCAGUACGACAACAAGCCCUGUGUCGCCGCUACCGCCCGUCUCCUUUGAAAGUACUUUGCAGGCGGGGCCACGGGAAGAACGUGCAGUAAGCAUGUCAGAUCUUGAAGAGAAGCUGUCCGAGAGUAGCACCACACCAGCUCCUACAGACCGGCUACGGAGUGAAACCAUCGCCUCGCCAUCGUUUGAGAAGAAUCCCUUCCAGAAGUCACUCAUGCGCAGGCAGAACGAACAACAGACGGCUCGACCUCCCAAGCCAAAGCGAGAUAACCUGGACAAGAAAAAAGAGACGCCAUUUGACAGGCUGAUGAGCAACUCUAGCGUACAGGUAGCUGGAGACAAGUCACCAGUACUGGGUCGUGUUACAAAUGGUGAAACAUCAGAAGGUGCUGGCACAACAUCAGCCCCUCAGCCCGAAUCAGCAGCAGCUGCCCUGUUGAUAGAUCUUUCUGCAAGUGACAAAUCGGAGGAUGCAUUUUUCGCACCUAAGCCUGGUGCCGAGUCUGAUGGUGGCUUCUCGUGGAAAGCUGAGUUUCCAGAGCUUGCGGAGCAGACUGGGCAAGAGGUUGCCACUGUUGUUAGUACUGCUGAUGCAGAUGAGAUUGAUGGACCUUCACGUACUGGUGCAGCCGCCAACCUUCUCGAUAUAGAUCCUGUGGUGACAUUGACACCGGCAACACCAGAGGCAACACCAACAGCAGUGACAAUAUUGGGAGACAUGGCUGCCAAGGUGAACGACAACAGCAGCACCAGUAACGCUACAAAUCAAGUGGUUAUCACACAUGAGCUGGUUGAAGUGGCUGAAACCGUAACAACAGGUGGGGACAUGCCAGAUGAUGCAGCCAAGGAAAGCACGCCAGGAGCAGCUAAAGCCGAGGCCAGUCCGUUCGGAGACAGUGGUGAUUUUAGCUCAUUGAAGUUGCCCGAAGCACAAAACCUCAUGGUUAAAUCUCCAUCGCUCUCAUCGCUUGCCUCGGUCUCAUCUGAGAGCGACAUGAUAAAGAUUCCUGGUCCCCCAAAGUCUCUAGAAAAUCGCCAGUCCCGGAAUUUAUCGUCAACGAACUUGCCUAGCCCAACUAGUAUGACAUCUGACGGCAAUAUACUAUCACCUACGUACAGUAAUGGUGCUCUGUCCAAUGGCAGUGUGUCUCCAUUGCACUCGGCUGUGUCCGAUUCAUCUAUGUCAGUCAGUUCACCUGAUGCACUGAGCACACAUAGUGCCAUUGCAGAUUCGCAGACCGGCGCCAGGCCUGUUCCUCAACACCCACCAUCACUGUCAGUCAGUGAAUCAUCCAGUUCAAUAACAUCACCACAGAUUGCGUCACCGGACUGUGAGGAUGAAGGAACACAGUCAGCGCUGCUGAGUUCGGGUCAGUCAUCGCUCUCUGCAACUUCUGAACGGAAUCGCUCUGGCUCUUCCCUUACCAAGAUGAUGCCAGCCAUCUUCCGUCCUGGGGGCAAGAGACUGUCGACCAUCUCAGUAUCCAGUGUCGAUGGCACUGAAAAGUUUGACCUGGUUCAUCCCGACGACUGCAGCCCACAGUCUGAAGAGGCGUGUCGAGAGAAGAGCGAUAGCAUAGCCGAGCCUGUGAAUCCAUUCAAGGCACUUCACCAAGCAUGUCAGCAAGGUUUGGUGGAGGAAGUUGUGGAGCAGCUGGAGGCAGGAGUCAACCCAGACGAGCCACACUUGGAGAGCCGCCAGCCGCCAGUCUUCAUGGCAUAUUAUCAUGAUCACACUGAGGUAUUGGACGUGCUCCUGGGACACGGUGCACAGGUCAAUAUGACAAUGGGUGGUGCUUCAGGCGGUGCCACUCUGCUUCACGUUGCCGCACGAGCCAACAACCUGAUAGCCAUGAACAUCCUGAUAAAGUACAAAGCUCAGAUCAACUUGAGAGAUUGGCAAAUGAGGACACCGCUGCAUCUGGCGUGUGAAAGUGGACAGCUGGAUGCUGCAAAGCUGCUAAUUGAUAGUGGAGCUGACCUGAAAAUGAUUGAUCAAGAUGACUGCACGGCCCUUCACAUGUGCUGCUGUCGUGGACAUAGGCCGGUAGCUGAGCUCCUCCUGAAGCACCAGGCCCCGGCAUUCACGAAGAACAAGUCCGACUUGACGCCGUUGGACCUGGCCGUCAAGGAAGGCCAUCGCAGUGUAACUGCACUCCUGCAGAGGUUACUGCCGGACACUGAACAGGCCUACAUUCGCCGUCAGUCGUUCAGAGCGCAUCGGAAAGAUGUGAACACGGUACUGAAUCUGCCGGAGCAGCGGAUCCUGACCGGAGCAUCAGACAAUCAGGUGUGCAUAUGGGACUGCGCCAGUACUGAAGAGGUGGUGUUCAAGCGCAAGUUCACCAACACCAUACUGUCCAGUGCACACUUCCUGUCCGAUGAUAAGAGCCUGCUCGCCAUUGGCUCUGACAUGGUGCAGGUGGUGGAUUUGUACAGGGCUGGAUGGAGAGCGAUGCUUCUGGACGAGCCUAAACCAGCUUAUCAGGAUGAACAACUGUACCUGGUGGCAUUCUCGCCAACGGGGUUGCUUGCAACAGCUGGUGUUGUGUCCGGGACAGAGGUCCUGCUGUGGGACAUCUUCGCUGAACAGCCUGGUCUUGUGCGCAAGCCACAACUGACGAUAAAUGUUGGACAGGGACAGAGUGGGCCUGCAGUUAUUCACAACAUGCAGUUCUCAUGUAAUACUGAACGUCCUGUAUUGGCCGUCAGUAUGCAGCCAGGGAAAGACCGGCUGGCACCGAAGGGCAACAACAUUGUUUACUUGCUCGACUGGACACUGGGCUGUCCACUGAGACAACUUGAUACCGGCCAUGAAGAAGCCGCAUGUGAUCUUUCCAUGGCAUUCUCCACACAGGGAAGAUACCUAAUCACAGGUUCAAGCAGUGGAAAAGUCUCCGUGUGGACAACAGCCAGUGGACUGCUGAUAAACGAGAUACGUCUUCAGGAAGAUGUGCCAGUGCGGAGUGUGACCUUCUCCGGCAAUGGCCAUACCCUGGCCAUCGGCAGUGAAUCUGGCCGCGUGGAACUUUAUAAUAUUGUCACUGGCAAGCCGUUCUUUCUGCCCGAACAAUACGAGCAACAUCCCAUCAUGGCACUCGCGUUCUCCAAGUCUGGUGAUUCACUCACUGCCGGUUACACUGAUGGCACCGUACAAGUCUGGAAUGUGGUUGGUGGCAGCUCACAAGAGAGCAUGGAUGAGGUGGAGGCGUACUCGCCGUUUGAUCAUGCACAGGCAAUACAGGCCAGUGGCGAAAUGUCAAGUGCAAGUCGGGAGUUCCUGCACGCAGAGUUUGAGAGGUUUGACGCUGACAAGAGUGGCUCGCUGGAUGAAAAGCAGCUAACUGACUAUUUCCACAUCUACAUGAACACCAGAGUAACAAGUGAUAUGUAUAUGGACCUACAGCAGAACUUCCUCACUGACGCCGACCUUGGAGGUUUGACCAUUGAGGGCUUCACUAACAUGGCAUUCCAGCAUUUCUGUCUUGAUCCAGAAUCCAUGUGGCCCAUCUGGCUCAACCGAGGCUUUCCGUCAGAUCUCUAACCAUGGAUCCCCCUAGCCGUCGCCACCCUGAAGCACAUCAGCAGUCAUGAUACACAUCAGCGGAUGCAACUCUGCCGGACCAGGGUGCGUUUUACUGGCCGUGGUGGCAUCAGUGAUUCCGAGGGCUGCGACUGAGUUGCAGCACUAUCCAGAUCUUGGCCCCUGUGCCCUUACUGUAUUGCCUAGCUGCACUGCCGACGCAAUAGAGAACAGUCUGUACUGCUGGUGCUCAACUGUACAGCCACACCAGUCACUAUCAACAGGAACUAUAGAAGAUGCCACUAAAGUACACGACUCAUUUGGAAACUAUCGGAAUCAUCGGAUUACUCUAAUACUGUCACAUCUUAUUCUGUGUUCAGCAAGGAGAGAGAAUAACAAGCGAGUACUUGCAUGGUUUGAAUACCAGAUACGUCUCUCCUGUACUCUAACCAAAUUCCACUGUCGGCCAAGUUGCGUCACUUUUGACACAGGCGAAAUGGUGCACGCCCAAGGCCCGUUCCAGCAGCUCAUUUCUGUUCCCUACUUUGCCGGUCCAUCCUGCUGCACGCCUAGAAUGAAUAAUGCGUUUGCUUGGUCAAUGCGUGCUACACAGCUCUUUAGUCUUAUCGUGCAAACAUCCACAGCUAUGCUGAUUGAGCUAAUUUGACAACUAUUGCCGUGUACAUGCUUGAAGGAAGAUGCCGGCAGCUUGUCUCCAUCAGUUCUUGAAGGAAGAUGCCGGCAGUUUGUCUACAUUUCUUGAAGGAAGAUGCCGGCAGUUUGUCUACAUUUCUUGAAGGAAGAUGCCAGCAGUUUGUCUCCAUUCCUUGAAGGAAGAUGCCGGCAGUUUGUCUCCAUUUCUUGAAGGAAGAUGCCAGCAGUUUGUCUCCAUUUCUUGAAGGAAGAUGCCGGCAGUAUGACCGCAUCUCCUUUUAAGAAUAAAAUACAGAUACCACAGAAAUUUCUAUAGAUCCCAUCUUACGACAAAAUUAUUUUACAUUCCCAGUAUAUGCAUGCAGUGCAUUACAAUUUGCCUGCCUUGCUUCCUACAAUAGCCUGCCUUGCUUCCUACAAUAGCCUGCCUUGUCAAUCUGCAGAGAAAUUACAGUUUACGUUAAUUAGAAGAGCACGCAUGAAGCUUUAUUGAUUACAACCCCCCCCCCCCCACACACACACUUUUUUUUUUUUCUAGUGCUCUUUUAACAUAACAAUUAGUUACAAUUUACCUUAUGAUGCGGAGUAUACGAAGCAUAUGUACCGGAA